AUCUGUGAAAUGCAGAAUGACCAAUCUGGACUGAACUAAUCUUGGUGGCUUGGUACAACUGCACAACCGUAGUAGCUAACAAGCGUCUCAAAGAACAUAUUUUAAACGCUUGUUCACCCAGCUUCGAGGGACCUACAGCUUCUUUCACUUGGCAAACUCCAAACCCAUCAUGGCUCCAUUGACAUUCACAGAAGCCGAGAUUGAACUCAUGGUCGCUAUCAUUAAUCAAGUUGGGGCCGGCGGAAUCAACGGGAAAAAGCUUCAACAAGAUCUGGGCUUGUCCAGCCUCAGCACAACUACCGUACGUUUGAGUCGUUUCAGAGCUAAGCUCGCAAAAGCUUCGGCUGGAGAAGGAACACCAAGUCCCAACAAAGACAAACUGGCAUCGCCUAAGAAGAAACGCAAACUCGAGAAAGACGACAUUGAAGACAGAGAAAUCGACGAUGAAGAGCAUGUUGAAACUCCUUCUCGCAAGCUUCCGGGACGCAGAGCCAGGGUGACAUUGUUCAAGGAUGAAUCCAAAGACGACUUUGAGAUUCCAGGACAAUCUGAGGGGGAGGAAUGAUAUGAGUGAGAUCUCGGUCGGGGAUGGAUGCCGGUGGCAACGUGCAGGUGGAAAUGUGAUGAGUCUUGAGUUUGCUUUUGAUGUUGGGGCUGCGGGGAGGAUUGUUUUGCAGGGGCAAGUACUUCGGAAUGAAAUUGAUUGGGGAUCAGAAACCAACAUGGCUUUGUGGCAGUCUGAGAACAUCGCGUGAACUUGUGAUUUCGUGAACGUCUUCCACCAGCUUACAAAGAAUACAACGAUUAUCUAAAUAGGAAAUAGAGACAUCAAGAAUAUUCGAACUGCAAA
Mollisia scopiformis is the source of this 850-nucleotide messenger RNA. RefSeq lists its product as uncharacterized. The transcript has a single exon. Lineage: Eukaryota; Fungi; Ascomycota; Leotiomycetes; Helotiales; Mollisiaceae. Bases 170 to 565 code for a protein of 131 amino acids. The record is from RefSeq and is a predicted model, not a curated record.